This is a messenger RNA of Biomphalaria glabrata, 802 nucleotides long. RefSeq lists its product as uncharacterized. The transcript is spliced from 6 exons. The record is from RefSeq and is a predicted model, not a curated record. NCBI's taxonomy places the organism in Eukaryota, Metazoa, Mollusca, Gastropoda, Planorbidae. The coding region runs from base 15 to 728 and encodes 237 amino acids.
UGACCUUCUCUUUUAUGCCAACAGAAAGAAACGGGAAUCACACAAUGCUUUUGACUUUAGCUAUCACACUCAUCGGCUCAGUUGUUGUCUUCGGGCAAUCUUCAAACCCUGAAUUUAGAGUACCAACCCAUAAGGCCUUUAAUUAUGCCUAUAUGUUGAGUGGUACAUUCAUUAACAUCAAUCAAGAAAACUCUUCUCAGAAUGGAGACCAAAAUGCUCUACCAUAUGAUAUAUUGGCUUUUACUAUUACGCCCGUUGUGGUCACAGCUUUGCAACCUGCUUUGACAUUCACAGUAGAUCAAUAUGUCAAUGGUCGACCAGCUCGUUAUCAUCUGAUGACUGUGUUUGAAGAUGAUGAAGGUUUAGUCAAUCUCAAACAUUAUAUUAUUCCAAAUAAUUUAACUGCCAGUGACGUUCCUAACCUGCAACUGGAGGACAUAGUGGAAGAGGCUGGAUGCACAGCGAAGUAUAGCACAGUGACAAACAAACUCUUUGUUGGGUAUUGGCCAGCCUGCACCCAAUAUGAAGUCAAUGUUCCACAACGCUAUGUAGUUACUAUAACUUGUGAGGCUUUCACAAUGUCAGUUCCAGCGACACAGAACCAACCAGAAAGUAGCUAUGACUUACCAUAUAUCAACUAUAAAAUUGAACAGUACCCACUUCCGGCAUCGGUGCUUGAACAAGCCGGCGACUUUCAACCAUCUUGUGCUAUAAAACCUGAAUGCUGAAAUGAAGUGUUCGACUCGAGAUAGAUUAUAAAUGAAACCGCUCAUUUGAAAUGGUGCUAUGACUGAAAUAUUCU